Molecule: messenger RNA, 753 nt
Organism: Paramecium tetraurelia
Lineage: Eukaryota; Ciliophora; Oligohymenophorea; Peniculida; Parameciidae
Exons: 2
Source: RefSeq, a predicted model, not a curated record
AUGUAAUCCACUCUAGAAUCUCCAUAAACUGAUAGGUUAAAAGUAUUGACUGAGAAGUGGUCUAAUUUAAAAUAAGGAUUGGAUAAAGAGAAGAAUGACAAAAAAGAAUUAGUAGAAUAGCAUAUCCAAAGAAUAGAAUCGCUUUUGAAUUAAGAAAAACCAAAAGAAGAACAGAAGUUCAAAACCUUAAAAGACCAUUUGUUAAAAUUACAAGAUUAAGUUUAUUAAGAAAAAAAUGAUAGAGAAUAAUUUGAUGAACUAAAAUAAAAGGAUCUUCGUAACUUUGAAGAAUAACUAACUUAGCAAGUGGAAGAGGAAAAAAGUAACAAAAGAAAAUUGGAAUUGUAAUUGUUAAAAUAAAUUGAAGAAAGAUUCAAUAGUCUCAAUUCUAAUUUAUAAUCAAGCAACGGUACAUGCAAAGAAAAAACAAAUAAAUUAUUACAAAGCAUUAACUUAUAAAUGAGUGAAUUGAAAUAUUUAUUAGAAGGAGAAACUUAAAAUAGAGAAGAUUCAUAGAAUAAUUUAAUUGAACAAAUAGAUAAUUAAAUUAAUGCAUUUUAAGACAUAUUACAAGUGGAAAGACAAAUUAGAGAUGAAACCCAAAAGAAAAUAUUUAAUAUGAUAGAAGAUAUACAUUAAAGAAUUCAGACCGAAUUAAAAAGCGAAAAAUAACAAAGGGAAUCUAUGGCAGAUUAACUUUUGAGAUUGCUCGAAGACACAUGUGAAAGAAUUGAUGAAUAGUUUAAUAAUUGA